Molecule: messenger RNA, 153 nt
Organism: Perkinsus marinus ATCC 50983
Lineage: Eukaryota; Perkinsozoa; Perkinsida; Perkinsidae
Exons: 1
Source: RefSeq, a predicted model, not a curated record
CACAUCGAAUCGCCGAUCAUGACGUUGCUCCCCAGCAUGACUACGAACCAGAUCGCCGAAGUGACUCGGGCCUAUGCGGACGUGCAGGCCGGCGGGAAGGCGUUCUGGGAGAGCAUCAUAAGCAAUGUGGCGCACAGGGUACUCCUUGAGUGA